Fusarium redolens is the source of this 2228-nucleotide messenger RNA. Its product is annotated as heterokaryon incompatibility protein-domain-containing protein. The record is from RefSeq and is a predicted model, not a curated record. NCBI's taxonomy places the organism in Eukaryota, Fungi, Ascomycota, Sordariomycetes, Hypocreales, Nectriaceae. The transcript has a single exon. The coding region runs from base 171 to 2120 and encodes 649 amino acids.
UAUGCCGAGUCGCGCGAACCCCGCAGCGCAUCCCGACCGCAUCAAUAACCCAGGCUGUAAAAGCCACCACAAGUUUAAAGAAGGAUGGUCUCCUAAACUGGCAAACCUAUAGACCGUCCUUAAUACUUAUUGAUUAUUUCUACAUCGAGCAUCUUCUUUCUUGCAUCACCAUGUUUAAAUUCCUAGAGAAGGCUGUUUCGACUUUACUGUCUGAUACGCCCAAUUCAUCCUCGGCGGCUGAGCAACAUGCGAUUCUCCCAUCUGCCGCCACGCAUAUCCGACUGCUGAAGAUCUAUCCAGCUGGUUACUCCUGGGUCCCUAUCUACUGUAAGAUGUUGAUGACGCCCAUAUCGGAACCUAUGAACUUCCAGGCGCUCUCGUACACAUGGGGAACUGCGGCUCGAACACACAGUCUGAAGCUGCCAGAAACAGAGUUCCGUAUCACUCAAUCUCUGGAUGAGGCGAUUCGACACCUGCGGAGGGAGGAUGAGGCCAUAACGCUCUGGAUCGACCAAAUCUGCAUUAACCAGGAGAAUCUACAGGAGAAGAGCUUGCAGAUAGGGCUGAUGAGUCAGAUCUACUCCAAAGCACAGAGAGUUCUCGUUUGGCUGGGGCCUGCUGAGAGCGGCUCCGACACCGCCAUGGAUAUCUGGUCCAGAAUAGGGCAAGAUGCUCGCGACCUUGGUCUGGAAAGCUUCUACACCGAGGAGAAGUUCCCGCAGCUCCAGCCGAUAGUCAUCAACGCAGACCCUGCUGACCCUCUGACUAUCGAAUUCCAGGCUCUAUUUGAAAAAAGCCGCUCUAUAUACAGGGAUUCCCUGGACGCCAUCAUUGCCUGGUUUCAACGGCCGUGGUUCAAGAGGGUAUGGGUAGUUCAGGAGUUCUGUCUCUGCCCAGAUACAGUCUUUGUCUGCGGUAAAAAGUCUGUAGCGGUUGAGCUAGUAAUGCUCGCAAUCCAGAUUGUACAUUUCAGCUGCGGGAAAUUGUUGAAGGACGCCGUCGGGAAGGACAAAGAGUUCGCGGAACUCAACGCAAAGUUUCCGCUCAUCUUGAACGAGCCUACCUCAGCCCUCUUCAGUACCAGGCAGCGGAGGCUGGGAUACGACGCAAGAUGGACAGGGAAAUCAACCGGCGACAGCCUCCUUAGCCUGAUGCGAAAGCUAUACGUACAGCACGAAAUGCAUGCGACCGAUCAGCGAGACAGGAUAUUUGCGCUGCUGGGCCUAGCUACAGAUGGCCUGGACAUUAUACCCGAUUAUAGCGACUUCGACUAUGCUGGUCUCCUAUGCCGGACGGCGAGGGCCAUGAUCGAGAAACAGGGACUAGAAGUCCUUUCAUACUCUCAAUUUCCCAAGAGUUACACCCCACUUCCCUCAUGGGUAUCGGACUGGCGCUCCAACCUCAGCCCAUCGUAUUACGAUCACACCCUCGUCGACCCUCCAUUUUUUCAGGCUUGCGGGGACACAGAACUUAGCGUAAUAUCAUCUCCAAGCACGUUGAUGCUCGUCCUGGAAGGAAUCACGGUGGACGUCGUGGAAGAGGUUGGGAGCCCAUGGCACAAACCACUAUCUUUUAGUCAUGAGCAGUACCUGAGCUACUUCGCUCAGGUUAGACUGAUGUGUCAACUUUCGGCCCUGAAAAACGAGCCAAUCUAUGCCAGCGAGUCUAGACGAGAGGAAGCGGUCUGGCGAGUGCCAAUCGGCGAUCUUUACACCUGGAAUGGCAGGACUACGCGACCAACAUCUGAUGUUAGAAGGGCAUACAAGUCACUCGUCGCAGAGUGUGAGCUUUUUGAGCAACGCAAGCUUGCGGGGUCGGUGAGCGAGCUGCAAGGACAAACUGAGACAAUUCUUGAUACUGAUGGUAGCCACUACCAAUGUAGCACGGGAACAAUGAGCGGCAAACGACCGUUUCUGACGAAGAAAGGCCAUCUUGGCAUGGGGCCGCCAAUGAUGAUGUCUGGGGAUGUGGUUGUCGUAUUAAUGGGGUCACGGAUUCCAUUCGUCCUACGGCCGGGCGAGCAUGGGAAUUUCGCGUUUACUGGAGAUGCAUACUGCGACGGCGUCAUGGAUGGUGAACUCAUCAACCAGGUUCGCCCCGAGAAGUUUAUGAUAUUAUAGAACGCAGGCAACUACUUGUCGGUCUAAUGUUUUUAAGGAAUGUCAAUAUAUGGUUAUGGUAGUGGAUAUUCGUAGGCAGUACUAUGUUGAAGUAAAAAGGGUUGAUUG